AUGGCAGGCGUAUCACCGCAGCAGCGUGAGGAUAUUGCGUUUGCACAGGACAACGUGCGUCGUUUUGCGGAGCUCCAGAGGGCGUCGCUCUCCGACAUUGAAGCUGAAGUGAAGCCCGGCGUCUUUCUCGGCCACAAGAACUUGCCGAUGCGCAACGUGCUGUGCUACGUCCCUGGCGGUAAGUUCCCGAUGAUUGCCUCGGCCCACAUGAGCGUGCUCACCGCCAAGGUUGCCGGCUGCGACCGCGUGGUGGCGUGCACACCUCCGAUGCCCGGCACGGGCGAGGUGCCGACACUGACUGUCGCCGCCAUGCACAUGGCGGGCGCUGACGAGAUCUGGAUCAUGGGCGGGGUGCAUGCCAUCGGGGCGGCGGUGCACGGCACCGAACGGCUCGCGCCGGUCGACUUCGUUGUCGGCCCGGGCAACGCCUACGUGGCGGAGGCGAAGCGGCAGCUCUUUGGCAAGGUUGGGAUCGAUUUAAUCGCCGGCCCGACGGAAACACUCCUGCUUUGCGACGACUCGGUGGACGCCGAGCUGUGUGCCACAGAUUUGCUAGGCCAGGCGGAGCACGGGUACAAUAGCCCGGCCGUCAUGGUGACCACGAGCGAGCGGCUAGCGCACGCGACGUGCGCCGAGGUCGAGCGUCAGCUGCUCACGCUGCCGACAGCGGAGACGGCGAGUGCCUCGUGGCGCGACUACGGUGAGGUGAUCGUGGUGGAGGACGACGCGCAGAUGCUCGAGGUCGCCGAGCAGAUCUGCUCCGAGCACGUGCAGGUAAUGCACCGCGACUGGCGCUACUUCCUCGACAACAUGCGAAAUUACGGCGCGCUCUUCCUUGGGGAGGAGACCAACGUUUCCUAUGGCGACAAGGUGAUCGGGACCAACCACACGCUUCCCACCAACCACGCUGGCCGCUACACGGGAGGGUUGUGGGUCGGAAAGUUCAUCAAGACGCACACCUACCAGUACAUCACCGACAAGGCCGCCUCCGUCGAGAUUGGCGAGUACUGCUCCAGGCUUUGCGACUAUGAGCACUUUGCAGGUCACGGCGAGCAGGCGAGGAUCCGGGUGCGACGCUGGAAGAAGGAGUGA
Emiliania huxleyi CCMP1516 is the source of this 1092-nucleotide messenger RNA. RefSeq lists its product as hypothetical. Gene Ontology annotation, molecular function: histidinol dehydrogenase activity; metal ion binding; NAD binding. NCBI's taxonomy places the organism in Eukaryota, Haptophyta, Isochrysidales, Noelaerhabdaceae. The coding region runs from base 1 to 1092 and encodes 363 amino acids. The transcript is spliced from 2 exons. Gene Ontology annotation, cellular component: cytoplasm. Gene Ontology annotation, biological process: L-histidine biosynthetic process. The record is from RefSeq and is a predicted model, not a curated record.